AGUAAAAAGUGAGCUCAGGCAAGAAGAGUAUUCUUUUGUAGUUUCUCACCCAGCCUGGCAGGGAUGGAGACAUUCCAGAAUUUGUAUGCCACCCCUGCUGAGAAGCUUGAUGUCUUUGUGGCUCAUAUGCUCCAGCCAGAUAAAGAGUGGAAGGAUGAGGUCAAAGAUAUCUUUGAAAGGAUUGCAGAAUUCUUUCAAGAGAAAUGCUUCCAGGACUGUACUAUAAGAGACAAACAGGUCAAGGUGAUAAAGGUGGCAAAGGGAGGCUCCUUUUCCAAGGGUGUAGACCUAAAACACACUUCUGAUGUGGACAUGCUCCUUUUCCUGAGUUGUUUCUCCAGCUACAAAGACCAGUACAAACUCCAAGGUCCCAUCAUUGAAUUCAUGAUGGAGAAACUCAAGAAGUGCCAAAAAAGCAUAGCUUAUGACAUUAUCAACAUCUCAAAACGAGAGUCCUCAAAUAGGUCUGUGCCCCCAAGAUCCUUGAACUUCAAUGUCCAGUCAAGGAAGAAGAAUAAACUGAUCCAUGUGGAUGUGCUACCAGUCUUCAAUGCUCUAGGGGGAGAAAAUCUACCCUCAAGGCAAGAGAAUUACCCAGGUCUGAAUCCAAGACUUACUGUAUGGCCAAAGGUCUAUGAAAAACUAAUAAAGAGCAAAGGGGGCCCUGGCGAGUUCACUCCAUCCUUCAGAGAACUGCAGAGAAGUUUUGUGAAACAGCGUCCAACCAAGCUGAAGAGCCUUAUUCGGCUAGUGAAGUACUGGUACCGAGAGGUAAGGUGGGUGGGGCAUCGGGAGGCUUCACCAAGGGUCCAGGGCAUGGGGGAGAGACAGCCUAGAAAGAUGAGUGUGACCAAGGGAAAGGGCAGGGUCUUUGUGACAAAGAGAAGGAUAUAAGUGUAAGGAUGCCUUUGGAAGCCUUAUAACAUUCCUCUGACAAGAGCAUUGGGUGUUUUCCCCAGGUGUGAAUCCUGGCUCUCCUAUUUAUGACCUGGGAGACAUGGGGCAAAUCACUUCAUUUCUCCAAAUUGCUGGUUCCUCAUUUCUAAAAUGACAGGGUUGGACUAGAGAAUGUCCAAGGUCCCUUCCAACCAUAACUCUUAUGGUCUUGUGAGAUGUCCACACAAGUAUCAAGACUGCUAGGUCACAUUGCUAAAUCAAUUAACAAAAACUUGGUACCCACUGUCCUGGGUGCUGGAGAGAUAAUGAUUAAAAAACGAAUUCAAGAAGCUGGCGUUCUGUCAAGGGAGAUGAUAUGUACAUAUUCAAAUGUACACCCAAAAUAAAGAGUUAUGUUCACUAUUAAGUAGAAACAAAGUAAAUAUAAGGCAGGGGUUCUUAAUCUGGGGAUCUAGCGAUAGAUUUGGGGUGGUCUGUGAGCUGGGAUACAGAAAAUAAUUUUAUAAUCAUAUUUCAAUACAACUAAUUUCCUUUGUAAUUCCAUGUAUUUUACUUCAUGCAUCAAAAAAUUCCAUAGGCUUCAUUGGGCUCCCAAAGGGAUCCAGGACACAAAAAGGCAAAGAAUCUCUGAUAUAAGGUCUAUAUUAAAUGAUCAAUAAGCAUUUAUUAAGUGCCUGCCAUGUACCAAGAACUAUGUCCACACCGAAGAUACAAAGCAAGAGUCCUUGGCUUCAAAGUGACAGCUAGGAGGCAUAAUAGACAAAGUACCAGACUUGGAAUUAGGCAGGCCUAAAUUCAGAUCUUGCCUCAGGCAUUUCCUAGCUCUGUGGCCUUGGAUAAGUCAUUUAACUUCUCCUGGCCCCAGUUUCCUCAUUUGUAAAAUGAAGAUAAGUCUAGGACCUGACAAUCUCCUAAAGUUGUUGUGAGCAUCAGAACUGUGUAAAAGACUUUAUAAACUGAAAGGACAAUUCUGAGGAGAGGACAUGCACAUAGAUAGAUAGGUCCAUACAAGAUACACACAGAGCAGAUACAAGGUAGCUUUAGAAAGAAAGGCUCUAGGAACUGGGGGGAGAGGGAAAGGUCUUUUGCAAAAGGUGGCAUUGAAGCUGUAAAUUUUGAAGAGAUCCUAAAAGGCAGAGGUGAGGAGGAAGCAUGUACCAGGUGUGGGGGACAGACAGUGGAGAGACAGCAAAUGGAGCAUUGUGUUUGAGGGCAUCAAGCAGUAUCAGGUUGUCUGGAUCAUGAAAUGGAGUAAAAAGUCUGGAAGAGCCCAGUUGUGAAGGGCUAGGUAUAUAAAUGCCAAAUAAAGGAGUUUGUAUUUCAUCCUAGAAGUAGCAAAGAGUCCCUGGAGUUUAUUGAGUAAGGGAAUAACAUGGUCAGUCAUGUGUUUUAGGGGGGAAAAUCACCUUGACAGUUGAGUGGAGGAUAGAUUAGAGUGGAGGAGGAGGCUUGAGGCAGGGAGACCAAUUAAAAGGCUAUUUCUAUAAUCCAGAUGUGAGAUGAUAGGGUCUUUGUUUAGGGCGGUGACUAUGUGAGUGGAGAGGAUAAUCCAGAUGUGAAGUGAUGGUGUCCUCAUUGAGGGUGGUGACUAUGUGAGUGGAGAAGAUAAUCCAGAUGUGAAGUGAUGGUGUCCUGAUCUAGGGUGGUGACUAUGUGAGUGGGGAGGAUGGGAUAUAAGUGAGAGGAGAGAUAGAAACCACGAGAUAUGAUUGGAUAAGUGAGUUGAGUGAGAAUGAAUAGUUGAGGAUAAAGCUGAAGUUGCAAACCUAGGUAAUUAGGAGGAUGAUGAUGUCCUUGACUUAAAUAAAAGGAGCAGGGAGAAACGGAACGGCUUUGUGUAGAAGGUGGGUCUCUGUGCCGAGUUUAUGAGGAAAACUAGGGAUUCUAAGAGAUGUGAGUGAGAUAUACGGUGAUUCGGAGUCUGCUGAGAAAGUUGGGUGCAAAUGGCACAUUUGCCCAAUGGGUCUUUUCCCAUAGGCUAGAAUGGCAGCAAGUGCAUUGCGCAGGAACUCGGCCGUAUU
Molecule: messenger RNA, 2918 nt
Organism: Trichosurus vulpecula (common brushtail)
Lineage: Eukaryota; Metazoa; Chordata; Mammalia; Diprotodontia; Phalangeridae
Product: 2'-5'-oligoadenylate synthase-like protein 2
Exons: 3
Coding region: 64-894 (276 amino acids)
Biological process (GO): regulation of ribonuclease activity; negative regulation of viral genome replication; defense response to virus
Cellular component (GO): membrane; cytosol; nucleoplasm
Molecular function (GO): 2'-5'-oligoadenylate synthetase activity; double-stranded RNA binding
Source: RefSeq, a predicted model, not a curated record